Molecule: messenger RNA, 5220 nt
Organism: Rhinolophus ferrumequinum (greater horseshoe bat)
Lineage: Eukaryota; Metazoa; Chordata; Mammalia; Chiroptera; Rhinolophidae
Product: ATP-binding cassette sub-family A member 3
Exons: 31
Coding region: 184-5220 (1678 amino acids)
Biological process (GO): transmembrane transport; lipid transport
Cellular component (GO): intracellular membrane-bounded organelle; membrane
Molecular function (GO): ABC-type transporter activity; lipid carrier activity; ATP hydrolysis activity
Source: RefSeq, a predicted model, not a curated record
GAGGGAGGGCGGGCGGCGCACCUGCGCUCGGGGGCGGUUGCGGAGGGCGUUGGCGGCAGGCGCCGUGCGGGUGGAGGCUGGUACCUCAGCGGCGGGGAGGCCGAGAGCUGAGAUUUAUUAGGUAACAACAUCAAAAAACCUUUCUUUCGUCUCUGGAGUUGAACACACAUUCUUUGUAGAAGAAUGGAUUUGUUGACAUUCAACCAAUUUACAGUACUUCUCUGGAAAAAUUUUACCUUAAAGAGGAGGCAGUUGAUUAAUUUAAUAUUGGAAGUCUUAAUAACAUUGAUGUUUCCAAGUAUAUUUUUGCUAUUACGCACAUUUACUGAAGUGAGUGCUGGUGGACCUCACAGUUUUAUUCCUCAAAGCAUCAGUACUCUGCCUUCUUUCCUCCAAAAUCCUCAAGAGUGGGAAUUGAUCUACAUGCCUUCUAAUGUUAAUGUGGUAAAAGAGAUCACUGAGAAUAUGAAGAGGAAUCUAAACAUCAGUAUAAAAGUUCAAGGCUUUUCUUCGGAAACCGAGUUUGAGAGGUACGUGAAGUAUGACCACAGAUCUCACAAAGUGCUGGCUGCCGUGGUUUUUGACUGUGACUUCACAAACAGCAAUGAUCCUCUGCCACUGCAGGUAAAAUAUCAUCUGCGUUUUGUUAGGAUACCGAGGAGUUUCAAUUCGAAAGAUGUGUUCAACUGGAAAACAUCCUUACUCUUUUCUUCUCACACCACUUCAGGACCCAGGAACCCAGCUGACGAUGAUGGAGGAAGUCCUGGGUACAUCAGGGAAGGGUUCCUGGCUGUCCAGCAGGCCUUAGAUAAGGCCAUCAUGCUGUAUCAUGGGAGCAGUGCUGCCCAGAAACUGUUUGACGGCCUCAGCAUCUUCAUACAGAGAUUUCCACACCCAGCUUAUUCUCGUGAUGGAUUAGUUUGGAUCACUCGUGAUUUAUUCCCCUUGAUGUUUGUUCUCAUGUUCUCUCCAAUUGUACUUUCCAUUAUGCGAUCCCUUGUGUGGGAAAAGCAAAACGGAUUGAAGGAGUACCAACUUAUAAAUGGACUUAGAAACUGGAUGAUCUGGGCUUCGCAUUUCUUCACAGUCUUCUUUUUUUAUAUCAUUAUGAUCUCUUUGAUAUGUGUGUUAUUCUUUGUCAAGAUUUUCAAUGAGCCAGUCUUCCGCUACAGUGACUAUGGUUUCGUCUUUGUCUUUUUUACAUGUUACGCCAUUGCUUCAAUCUUCUUUGCCUUUAUGGUUAGCACAUUCUUCAGUAAAGUCCGUUUGGCGGUUACUGCUGGAAGCAUGCUGUAUUUUGCCAGUUUCUUUGCAUUUAAAUCCAUUGCUCAAUACUACGAUCAGCUGACCCUCGCCAAGAAGGUGGCUGCCUGUCUCAGCUGCAAUGUUGCUUUGGCUCUGGGCGUUAAUCUUAUCCUCCAGCUGGAAAUACAGGAAGUUGGGGUUAAGUGGCAUAAUCUUUGGACACCAGCCAACCUUCAGGAUAACCUCAUUUUUGCCUAUAUAUUGGGAAUGCUGUUACUUGAUGCUUUCUUGUAUGGCCUUGUGACCUGGUAUGUAGAAACUGUCUUUCCAGGGCAAUACGGCAUGCCCCAACCAUGGUUCUUUUUUCUUACGCGCUCAUACUGGUUUGGCCAAUCAAGCAUUAGUAAGGAAGAAGAAGAAAUGAAACACUAUGGGAGAACUCAAAGCAAAUAUUUUGAGGCUGAACCUGUUACACGGGUGGCAGACAUCCAGAUUGAACAUUUGUACAAGGAAUUUGGCAACAAAGUAGCAGUAAACAACAUGUCUAUGAAUUUAUAUAAGGGGCAGAUCACUGUUCUUCUAGGAGAAAAUGGGGCAGGAAAAACCACAACCUUGUCUGUUCUCACAGGUUGUUCCCCUCCUACCAGAGGGGAGGCCUACAUCAACGGGUAUGCCGUCUCCAAGCACAGAGUCGAUGUUCGAAAGCACAUGGGCUUCUGCCCUCAGCAGAACUGGCUGUUCGGUGACUUGACGCUGUCAGAGCACCUUUACUUCUACUCGAUGGUAAAAGGGAAAUGUCAAAAGAUUUACCCUAUGGAAAUUGACCAUAUGCUGUUUACUUUUAACCUGCAAGAAAAGCGUGAUACAUUUUCAGAAUUACUAAGUGGAGGAAUGAAGCGCAAACUCUCCCUCAUGAUAGCACUUAUAGGAGGCACCAAGGUGGUGAUACUUGACGAGCCAACAACUGGCAUGGACCCCGUCUCAAGGAGAGCCACCUGGAGUCUCCUUCAGGAGUACAAACAGGAUCGUACCAUCUUGCUGACCACCCACUACAUGGACGAAGCUGACGUCCUGGGUGACCGCAUAGCCAUCAUGGUGAAGGGAGCCCUGCAGUGCUGUGGCUCUUCAUUCUUCCUGAAACAAAUAUACGGUGCCGCCUAUCACAUAGUCCUGGAGACGGAUCCACAGUGUGAUGUGGGAAAGAUCGUGGCCGUGAUUCAGUCUCAUGUUCCGGAUGCCACUUUGGAAAAGUAUACUAGAACUGAAUUAUCAUUUAUCCUACCCAAAGAAUAUGCAUACAGGUUUAAGGAUCUGCUUAAUGAUCUGAAACAAGACCACAAAGAGCUGGGCAUUGCUGCAUGUGAUGCUUCAGUCACAACCAUGGAAGAAGUCUUCCUUAAGGUCCAUGAGCAGGCACAUUCCCAAGUGGAUAUUCAGCCUAUCGAGUCCUUUUCCUUCAUGAGCCAAAAAAUGAGACAAGACAUGGGGCAGAAUAUGAUUAUGUCCAGAAGUUACCAGACAUCAAUUUUUUCCAGAUUGAAUGAAAUUGCUACCAUUAAAUUUAAUACUGGGUUUCCACUUUACUGCCAGCAAUUUCGUUCCAUGUUUAUCAAGAGAGCGCUAUUCAGUUGGCGCAACUGGAAGUUGGUGUUGCUACAGAUAUUAAUAACUUUGGCUGUCACCGUGUAUCUCUUAAUAGAUAAAAACUCGAAAUCUGACAUGCCCGCCAGAGAUAUGGAUUUGAGUCAAUAUGGUCGAACAAUUGUGCCUUACUCAGUUUCAGGAAAUUCUGAUUUGGCUCUGAAACUCAUAAAGAACCUUAAUAUUUUUCUAAAGCUUCAGAAUCAAGAACUUCGUAAAGUGCAAGGUAAUGUAGCAAAGCACAUACUGGAAAAUCAAGAGUACCGUUUCUCCUCCAUUAUCGCACUUGCCAUUAAGGUUGAGAACAACAGAACAGUAGUUACUAUUUUGUUCAAUAAUGAGGCUUACCAUUCAGCUGCAACGUCGCUGGCGGUGUUAGACAGUGUUCUCUUCAUGUCCCUUUCUGGCCCCACGGCUUCCAUCAAAGUCUCCAACAAGCCCCAGCCUCUCCAUCAUUAUGGCUCUCACUUCGUACCUAUGAAAGCGUUACACAUAGUGUUGGUUUUGGCUUUCGGCAUGGCGAUUAUGUUCGGUGGCUUUGGCUUCCAGACAGUGAUGGAGAGGACCACGAAGGCGAAGCACAUCCAGUUUGUGAGUGGGGCCUGUGUGCUCACGUACUGGCUCUCGGCCUUGCUCUGUGACCUCAUCUGCUUCUCCAUCCUCUGCUGCUUAUUCCUGGGCGUGUUCAAGUACUGCGAAGUGGACUACCUUGUGGAAGAUUACCACUUCCUGGACACAAUGAUGAUCUUUAUGCUGUACGGCUGGUCUGUUGUUCCUCUCAUGUACCUGGGAAGCUUCCUGUUCUCUAGCAGCGCUGCCGCCUUCGUGAAGCUCACCCUCUUCAACUACGUUUCAACUAGUAUCAGCAUCGUGAUUGACCGCAUAACACGACUCGGCGCCCUCGAGUUACCUGCUUCCGUCAAAACCUUCACAGACAAUGUGUUAAGGACGCUUCCAUCUUACAACUUUGCAAUGAGUGUCAGCAGAUUCUUUGAUGACCGUGUGAUAAAAAAGCUGUGCUCCCUGGAAUUUCAAAACGUCUAUACAAACUGCAGUAAAACACUUCUUGAGAACAACAUCUAUAGUUUUGGAGAACGCGGGAUUGCAAAGUUUUUGAUUACAUUGGCUGCCCUGGGCUUAUUUUAUCUCCUCUUGCUUUUCUUUCUGGAGACUGCAUUCUGGAGACUGAAAAUCUUUGUCUUUCAAAAAAUUAUAUUUAACGUGUACAACAUAUUCGUGAAAGGCAAGAAGGCUACAAUAUCCGUCCAAGUCAGCAAGAAACGUAAGGAUGAAAAUGUAGAAAAUGAGAGGCAGGAAGUCCAGGCACAGCUUCUUACAUUGAAGAAUAACCCACUGCUUCUGAAAGAGCUUACAAAGAUUUAUUUUAAGUGUCCAGCUAUCAGGGCUGUACGAAAUAUCUCCCUGGUAGUCAAAAAGUCUGAAUGCUUCGGGUUACUUGGAUUAAAUGGAGCUGGAAAAACCAGUAUAUUCAAAAUAUCGACUGGAGAUGUACCCGCAACCUCUGGAAAGGUGUUCAUAGAUGGCAUUAGCAUCACUGAAAAUGUCAAAAAGGUUAGGUCGAGAAUUGGCUAUUGUCCUCAGUCUGACCCCGUGCUGGGCCACAUGACAGGUCGGGAAUUGCUGAUCAUGUACGCCAGGCUGCGGGGUGUCCCUGAGCCCCACAUUUACGAGUAUGUGGAAACCUUUUUGCAUUCAGUGCACCUGGAACCCCAUGCCGACAAGUUCAUGUACACCUACAGUGGAGCAAACAAACGUAGAUUGACUACUGCUGCUGCCCUGAUGGGAAAGUCCUCAGUUGUCUUCCUGGAUGAGCCGUCUCUUGGCAUGGACCUCAUGGCCAGGCGCCUGCUCUGGGACACAGUUACGUUGAUGUGUAAAACUGGCAAGGCCAUCGUCAUCACUUCCCACAGCAUGGAAGAAUGUGAAGCUCUCUGUACCAGGCUGGCCAUCAUGGUGAAGGGCAGAUUCAAUUGCCUGGGCAGCCCUCAGCACCUGAAGAAUAAGUUUAGUGACGUGUACACUCUGACAGCAAAGAUUAAGAUGGAUAAAGGUGAAGAUCGCCUAGAGAAGUUCAAAGAAUUCAUUGCAAGCACCUUUCCAGGUAGCAUCAUAACCCAGGAGCAUCAAGGCAUUAUCGACUAUCACAUUCCCAGAAAGGAAAUCUGCUGGGGAAAGGCGGUUAGUGUUUUGGAGGAAACUAAAGCAUUAUUCAAAUUAGAAGACUAUUCCAUCAGUCAGAUAACACUGGAACAAGUCUUCCUGACCAUUGCCAAUAUCGAUAAAAUGGAAAGUAGUCAAGAAAUAAAGCUAUGA